AUGCUUAACGUUAUUUUAGAUCUCGUAUUUAGUAAGCCGUUCGGCGAUCUAGCUUCUAAUUUAGAUAUUUAUAACUAUAUUUACUUAACGGAAUAUAAUAUACUAAAUAUCGUCGUCGCGGCCGUUCUACCCUCUUUACUCUAUAUAUUAUUAUAG
Colletotrichum lupini is the source of this 156-nucleotide messenger RNA. RefSeq names its product cytochrome P450. Lineage: Eukaryota; Fungi; Ascomycota; Sordariomycetes; Glomerellales; Glomerellaceae. The record is from RefSeq and is a predicted model, not a curated record. The transcript has a single exon. The coding region runs from base 1 to 156 and encodes 51 amino acids.